Ilyonectria robusta is the source of this 1239-nucleotide messenger RNA. RefSeq lists its product as uncharacterized. The record is from RefSeq and is a predicted model, not a curated record. Gene Ontology annotation, biological process: polyketide metabolic process. The transcript has 4 exons. The coding region runs from base 1 to 1239 and encodes 412 amino acids. Lineage: Eukaryota; Fungi; Ascomycota; Sordariomycetes; Hypocreales; Nectriaceae.
AUGCUGUAUGCAGACAUCUCGCAACCCCCCGCGCGCCUCCCGCAGACGCAGCUCACCGAGCUGCAAUCCGGCAUGUCGCUGCUAGCCCCGCUUUCUCGGCGAGGCCAUGGCCCUGGCAUCAUUCUCCUCACUGCUAACUCGACAGACCAGUUAAGCAUUAAGGAGGGUGUUCCGUCCGCCUCCGUCAAAUGGGCCGAGGAGGGAUUCGCUGUUGUAGAAAUUCAAGCAACAGCCCUUGCAGCAGGCACGGCCGUUCUGAAGACGGCGUUCAGCGCGCUCAAGGAGUGUGAGAAGUGUGACAAAACAGAGAAGAUUGGACUUGUUGCAUAUGAUCCGGAGUUGUGGAGCCAGGUUGUCCCAGCUCUCCACUCAGUCCCUGAGAUUUCAGGAGCCAUCGUGUAUGCCAACCAUGGCUAUGAUCUAAAGCAAAGCCAAGCCUCUGUACCAGUUCUCAUCCACCUGGCCGGGGACUCACCAGGCCUGCCCACACGAACCGCAGAGUUCACAGAAUAUUUCUACCCCUCUCUCUCAUCCUUUAAAUUCGCUACUCCUUUCACCACAGAAUUCAACUACUCCGCCGAGGCCGUCUCUCACACCCGGAAUUUGACUUUCCUCAAGCCCCUCGUUGAUGGUCCGUACUUUGAUCUUGAAGCAAUUUGGGAUGAGCACACUCACUAUGAGUUCAACGACCGCUCGGUGGAGCACACAAUGGCUACAAUGGUCCAGGAGCCUUACGUGAACCACGUACCCACUAUGACUGGUGGCAUUGGCCGUGAACGGCUCAGCAACUUCUAUCGCAGCCACUUCAUUUUCCAGAACGCGGACGACACAGAACUCGAGUUAAUCAGCCGAACCAUCGGCAUUGACCGGGUGAUUGACGAGUUCAUCUACAAGUGUACCCAUGACAAGGCCAUUGACUGGCUAGUUCCUGGAAUCCCGCCAACAGGAAAGUACCUUGAGAUUCCCAUGACGGCUGUCGUAAAUAUCCGCGGUGACCGGCUAUAUCACGAACAUAUCGCAUGGGAUCAGGGAAGCGUCCUCCGGCAGAUGGGACUUAUGCCCGAGUUUCUGCCAUUUCCGUACCCGCUUCCAGACGGCCGGACUCCGGCACAGGGGAAGCAAUUUGAAUACAAAGUCCCAGUUGCAGGAGUGGAGACGGCAAAUAAGAUGAGAGAGAAGAAUUCUACCGAGUCUAACGAAAUGUUUGGGUUUGAUGUACGAGAAACGGACCUUAGCUGA